CUCCUUUUCACUCUUCUCUCCUUCUCUCCGUCCAACUUAUUCUUUUGCUUUUUGGAUCCAACCGUCAAGCUGGCGUCCGAUAAUUCAAAAGCGUCUUCCCUGUUGGCCCCCCGUGGCAUCUCCUUCCCUCCGGAUGUUGACACAGGGCCGCAGCGGCUAUCUCCAAGCAUGACCUCAAAACAAGGCCGCCGGAGGCGGUCCAGCAGUCUUAUCUACCAGGAGCCAGCCGAGUCUAUCGAGCAUACCAGUGAUCAGGCCGCAUUGCCAAAUCUGAAUGCAAACUGGGUGAAUGCCAAGGGUGCCUGGACCAUCCAUUUCGUGUGUAUCGCCGCUCUCAAGAUUUUCUACGACAUCAUCCCGGGCGUCUCGCAGGAAACUUCGUGGACCCUCACCAAUAUCAGCUACAUGUUUGGAUCCUUCCUCAUGUUCCACUGGGUGCGGGGCAUUCCGUUUGAAUUCAACGCCGGUGCCUACGACAAUCUCAACAUGUGGGAGCAGAUCGACAACGGCGACCAAUACACACCCGCUAAGAAGUUCUUGCUCUGCGUGCCUAUCGUGCUCUUCCUCCUCAGCACUCACUACACCCAUUUCGAUUUGACCCACUUCACUAUCAACUUCCUGGCCACAUUGGGGGUGGUCAUUCCCAAGCUGCCUUUCUCGCAUCGGUUGCGAAUAGGUCUAUUCUCCGAUAUACCCGAGGAGUCAUAGUGGCUCCCAUUUAAUCUUUCCUUUUUUCUUUCUCUCCACUAUCCAUGUUGGCGUAUCCACGGCCUCGUUGAUUUCCCGAGCUUUCUCACCUUCCCCUCCUUUUCUCCAUAAAAGGCUUUUGCAUUGCGAAAUUGAUUGACGGGGGUUUGAACCGUUCUUGGUCACCGGGCAUCCUGUUUCUCUUUUUCUUUUUUUUUCGUCAGCAAAUAUGAAGACGCAGAAGUCACUGCGAACCAGUUCAAAUUCCCAUCCUUUCGGUCUGCCCUAGGCAGCUUAUCCUUGUUUAGAUUUCCAAGUAUUCAAGC
Messenger RNA from Penicillium samsonianum, 1013 nucleotides. RefSeq names its product ORMDL family protein. Gene Ontology annotation, biological process: intracellular sphingolipid homeostasis; ceramide metabolic process; negative regulation of ceramide biosynthetic process. NCBI's taxonomy places the organism in Eukaryota, Fungi, Ascomycota, Eurotiomycetes, Eurotiales, Aspergillaceae. The transcript is spliced from 3 exons. Bases 169 to 708 code for a protein of 179 amino acids. Gene Ontology annotation, cellular component: endoplasmic reticulum membrane. The record is from RefSeq and is a predicted model, not a curated record.